AUGUCAACCGCUGUGCUUUCCUUUGUUCGGGGAAUUGACUUUUCCCGGAAUGAUUUCUCCGGUGAUCGCUUCCCACAUGCGGUGGAACAGAUGACACAAAUGACAUGGUUGAAGUUGAACAGAGCGAAAUUGGAGAGGGUUCCGGAUGAGCUGUCGCGGUGCACGAAUCUUGAGCACCUGCAGAUGUCGAGAAAUUCGUUGUCAAGUGUCCAUGGUGAACUUUCUGACCUUCCUCGGUUACGAUCAGUCAUUGUUAGACACAAUCAGGUGAAAACAGCAGGCAUUCCUACUGACAUUUUUCGCAUGAAAGAUCUGACUAUUAUUGAUUUCUCUCAUAACCAACUUCGAGAGGUCCCACCAAAUCUGGAGUACGCUAAAGGAGCCAUUGUUCUCAAUUUGAGUUAUAACAAUAUUGAGAGCAUACCGAAUCAGGUGUUUUCGAAUUUGAUAGAUCUUCUGUUUUUGGACCUAUCAAAUAACAAAUUGGAUAUGCUACCACCACAAAUUCGACGGCUGACCAUGGUUCAAGACCUAAAGCUUUCAAACAAUCCACUUCAUCACUUUCAGUUGAAGCAACUUCCAAGCAUGACUGCACUUCGAGUGUUGCACAUGCGCAACACUAAUAGAACUCUCGAUAAUAUUCCUCCUUCCCUGGACGACCUGGAAAAUCUAAGGGAUGUGGAUUUUGCUGAAAACAAUCUGCCCGCUGUUCCUGAAGCAUUAUUUAAAUUGAAAAAUCUGCGAAAGCUUGAUAUUAGCGGAAAUAAGAUCACCAAGUUCUCUAUUCCGGAGGGUAGCUGGGAAACGCUGGAGACAUUGAAUCUCAGCGGUAAUGGAAUGGCUGUUCUUCCGGAUGGUCUUGUCCGCUUAACCAAGCUACAAAGACUUUACGCUAGUGACAAUCAUUUGACAUUUGAAGGUAUACCAAGUGGUAUUGGAAAGCUAGUGCAAUUAUUAGUUCUUCAUCUAACAAGAAAUAAUCUGGAGUUGGUGCCGGAGGGAAUUACUCGCUGUGUCCGUCUUCAAAAACUUCGACUUAAUCACAAUCGGCUCAUCACAUUACCAGAUGGAAUUCAUCUUCUACCUGAUCUCAAGGAGCUUGAUCUCACAGACAACGACGAUCUUGUUAUGCCACCUAAACCAAACGAAGCACGGAAAAAACUAGCGUUCUACAACAUAGACUUUUCUCUCGAACACCAGCGACGUUUGGCUGGACAGAGCCCUUGCUCGUCUAUUUCUUCCCUACAAAGCACGACCAAGGAAAAAGAUCCAGUGGCUCGCCGAAAGGACUUCAUAAGACGAAGAAAGCAACAAACAGAUCAAGAAGACGCCAGCAAAGUUAUCCAGGGUAUGUCGAAAAUUGCUGGUGCCAGUGCAGCGCUGAAGGAACGAGAGGAAGAAGAACAGAAGCUGGCUGCUCGAUCCGCUGUCAAUUGGAAGGCUAAUCUAGAUAAACAACGGAAACAACUUGACUACAGCGAUAUAUUUGACGAAGAUGUUGGUCAUGAUGAGGGGCUUUGGGUGUGGGAAAUCGAGAAUUUCUAUCCAUCACUCGUUGAUGAGGCAUUCCACGGUCAAUUCUAUGAUGCCGAUGCUUACCUGGUCCUGAAAACCACGAAGGAGUCUUCGGGUAGUUUGAAGCACGAAAUUUACUACUGGUUAGGGGAAAGAGCAACGCUCGAUAAGGGGAUGUGUGCUGCCGUGCAUGCAGUUGGCUUACGCAAUCAUCUCAGUGCCACUUGUCGUACGAUACGGGAGGAAAUGAACGACGAAUCUGAAGAGUUUCUCGAUUUAUUCGGAGGUGAAGAAAUAGUUUAUAUCGAAGGUGCACGUACGAGCACUGGCUUCUUCACUGUUGAAAAACCAGCUCACAUUACCAGGCUAUAUCGAGCCUCUGUCAAUGGCACUGCAGUCGAAAUGGAACCAGUUCCAGUAGCUGUAGAAUCACUUGAUCCUCGCUUCUGUUUUCUUCUUGACGCUGGUGAUACCAUUUGGAUAUGGAGUGGAUGGAAAGCAAGGAUCACUGUGGCCAAUAAAGCACGAUUGUUUGCUGAACGGUUGAAUAAAAGAGAUAGGAAAGGUGCAGCGGCAAUCGAAACCUGCCGGGAGCCGAAGAUCCCCGAAGAGUUCUGGAAGGCGUUCUGGGGUUCACCGGAACGACCUGAUGAACCCAUAGUUGAACAUGUUCCGGAGAACUUUGUCCCAGAGAGAAAAAGAUUGUACCAGGUCAAUAUUGGCAUGGGUUUCUUAGAACUCCCUCAAGUUGAUCUUCCUAAAGGUGUGGCGAGACAGGAACUCCUUGAUACAAAAUGUGUAUAUAUCCUCGACUGCACGUCAGACAUAUUUCUCUGGAUGGGCAAAAAAGCCAAUAGACUGUUGAAAAUGGCUGGUCAGAAGAUGGUGACCGAGUUGCAUCAAAUGAUUGAACGACCCGACUACACGCAAGUGUCCAGAGAAACGGAGAAUGAGGAGUCGAUGAUGUUCCGUUCGAAGUUUGCUGGUUGGGAUGACAUUGUACCUGUGGACUUCACACGUACUUCCGAAUCAGUCAGUCGCGUUCCUGAUCUCAAGGUGCUAGUUAAACGUGAUAAUAUGAUGAAGACAGACCUCACAGCAUUGUUCCUUGAUAGACAACCAGCAAUGUCACCGGAAGAAAGUGAAGAGCUCCUUAACGACUGCAACGAGGAUUUAGAAUUUAUAGAAUCCUUCGUUUUGGAAGGAAAGAAGUUUGUACGCUUGCCUGAUGGCGAGUUCGGUACGUUCUACACUAUGGAUUGUUACGUAUUCCUUUGUCGCUAUGCUGUAAUUCCUGAGGAAUCGGAAGAUGAGGAAGAGGAAGAUGGGGACCAAGAGAGCCAACAAGAUUUCAAAUGCGUACUUUACUUCUGGCAAGGACGUGAUGCCUCGAACAUGGGUUGGCUUCACUUUACCUUUCAAUUGCAGCCCACUUUCGAAAAAAUCUUCAAAGAUAAGCUAGAGGUGGUUCGCAUGCACCAACAGCAGGAGAAUCACAAAUUUCUUUCCCAUUUCCACCGGAAAUUCGUAAUCCGUCGAGGUCGGCGCGGGUUGACACGAAACCUCGGUGGUAAGUGGCCAGAGCUCUUCCAGAUGAGAGCAAACGGCUCGAGCGUGUGUACUAGGACGAUACAAAUUGAUUGCCGUGCAAGUGAAUUAUGCUCCGGUUUCUGUCAUAUUUUGCGAGCGCCUUUCAACGUUUUACGAGAAGAUGGCCAGAAGGGAAUUGUGUACGUGUGGAUUGGGGAACAGAGCGACCCUCAUGAACAUGAAUAUGCCCGAAGAGUCGCUAAUGAGAUGAUUAAUCGACAUGACGAAUGUUUCCCUGUUGAAGUGAUUAAGGAAGGUGAAGAGCCCGACGAAUUUUGGGAAUACAUUGGAGGCAAGAAGAAAUAUGAAACAGACUCGUCCUUCUUCCGAUAUACCCGCUUGUUCCGAUGUACUAAUGAGAAAGGAUAUUUUGCUGUUUCCGAGAAGACAGUCGAUUUUUGCCAGGAUGAUUUGGAUGAUGAUGAUAUCAUGAUUCUUGAUAACGGUGAUCUAGUUUUCCUUUGGUUGGGUACAAGGGCUAGCGAAGUAGAGGUGAAGCUGGCUUAUAAAGCUGCAACGGUUUACGUUGCUCAUAUGAGGAUGCGUCAAACUGAUAGGCCUCGAACAUUGAAACUGGCGAUUAAAGGGAAGGAAUCAAGGCGAUUCAAAAAAUGUUUCCAUGCUUGGGGACGGCACAAGGUACCCGCUGGCGAUUGA
Molecule: messenger RNA, 3762 nt
Organism: Necator americanus (New World hookworm)
Lineage: Eukaryota; Metazoa; Nematoda; Chromadorea; Rhabditida; Ancylostomatidae
Exons: 32
Coding region: 1-3762 (1253 amino acids)
Biological process (GO): myofibril assembly; actin filament severing; barbed-end actin filament capping
Cellular component (GO): nucleus; cytoplasm; actin cytoskeleton
Molecular function (GO): actin filament binding; phosphatidylinositol-4,5-bisphosphate binding
Source: RefSeq, a predicted model, not a curated record